GUAUUUUCAGCUACCAAUUAUCCAAGUGUCGUAAUGAAAACCUCAGCUCUGCACGAGGCACUCCCGAAGCAAUUCCAUUGGCGUGAAAAUAGCAUGGGUGGUUUUCGGGCUACUGCGCCAAGUUUAGGGAGGUCGUCCACCUAUAUGGGUGUCUCGAAAGUCACUCGAUUCGUCCAAUUGUGUGCGUCCAGCAUAGUCGACGUCGCCCUCUGGGGUGAGACGCCCACAUUCACGAGCUACUAUAAGGGACGGAGAGAGUCAAUUUUGACAGGUGGAAAAUCUCAAGCUGUUCUCAGUGGGAGUAGUAAAAUAAUUAAUUCAAGUCGCGUGAUGGCUGUCAAGGUGAUGGCAAUCAUUGUGAUAUUCAUCAAUGCAGGGAUAUCUUGGCCAUCAGGCAGUGUUUCAUGUUACAUCAGCUACUCAAACGAUAGUAGUGAUACUCGUAUGGUAGAUUAGGUACUAUCAGACGCAGGGAGGAUCGCACAGACAUUAUACAGAUGACUGGCAGCAAGAGUAGUGGAAGAGCUGUACCUACCCUGCAAUUUCGAAAGAUGGAAUGGGGAUUAAGAAGAUAUUAAAGGUUUGAAAGUACAGUGCAGGAGAGGGCAAUGUAUAAUCACAAAGGAGCCUGAAAGGAGCCUUUUCAUGGUCAAC
Messenger RNA from Trichoderma asperellum CBS 433.97, 654 nucleotides. NCBI's taxonomy places the organism in Eukaryota, Fungi, Ascomycota, Sordariomycetes, Hypocreales, Hypocreaceae. The record is from RefSeq and is a predicted model, not a curated record.